Messenger RNA from Penicilliopsis zonata CBS 506.65, 1058 nucleotides. RefSeq lists its product as hypothetical. Lineage: Eukaryota; Fungi; Ascomycota; Eurotiomycetes; Eurotiales; Aspergillaceae. The transcript has 4 exons. Bases 165 to 773 code for a protein of 202 amino acids. The record is from RefSeq and is a predicted model, not a curated record.
GGCUACUUUGAUAGAAAUCAUCCCAACCAGAAAGAACUAUACUCUCUUAUAUCUCAGCUCUCCUUUGAAAUCACCAUUAAAUCAUACUCAAGCAGACCAGAUACUGAGUAUGCUCCAUAGUAAUAGUAUAGCGUAUCUCCUAGCAUCUGUCUGAUUCCAGCAGAAUGGUCGAGCCCGCCAACUGUCGCACGUUCCCCGAAGGGACGGUAUUCAAGAACCGCGAAGGACGGGUGGUGAGCAUCAAUGAAGACAACUUCCGCCUGAAGCGUAUCAUCGGCGAGGGAUCGGGUGAGAUGCAGAAUGUACGGGCGGCAGUUUUUGAAGCCGAACAUGUCAACGCAGGCAACAAGUUGGUUGUCUUGAAAAUGCAUUACGAUCUUUAUCCAUUUCAUGCGCAUCUGUCUCGCGAGCGUUACCAGGAAGCUUUCGAGGAUGAAGCAGAGGUCAUCCAGGCUAUUAGCGGAUCAGGCCACUCACCACAAUAUAUCACGCAUGGGCAUAUCAUGCAGACGGCGGACGACCCAUAUCCAGAUGAUGGCGAGAUCCGGAUUCUGGCCAUGAGCCGGAUGGAGGGCGUGAGGUAUCCGCUCAUGAGGGAGGCAGGGCUGGUCCUGUUACCAGCUGAUCUCAAAAUCAUCAUGCAGCAGACCGUCGAGACAUUGGAGUAUAUGCGGCAGCAGGGGUGGCAGAAGGAUAUCGAGCCUGAUGAUGUCUUUUAUAAUCCGGAUACAAAACAUAUGUAUCUCUCCCAUGUGUCUCCAAUCAGUCUCUGAUGAGAACCAGCCUAAUGCUUCUAGGUUUAUCAUAAAGCUAUCCAAUGCAGACCCAUCGACGAAUGAUACACCGGUGACUGAGGAAAGCGACCAGUUGAGCUUGGUUCGCAGCCUGCUCCAGGACGAUGCGGAGAUGAUGAUGCAGUAUCCAGACGCAUAUGGGUUGGAUGUGAGAAUUGAGCAGGAAUAUCUAGAGGAAGAGUAGAAUAGGGGCCAUCACUAAGCCCUAAACCCUAAGUGUGACAUAUAGCAACCCUGAUGGUCGUCCUGCACAGCUUCUCCUUC